Molecule: messenger RNA, 1880 nt
Organism: Osmia lignaria (orchard mason bee)
Lineage: Eukaryota; Metazoa; Arthropoda; Insecta; Hymenoptera; Megachilidae
Product: bridging integrator 3 homolog
Biological process (GO): plasma membrane tubulation; endocytosis; actin cortical patch localization
Cellular component (GO): actin cytoskeleton; cytoplasm
Molecular function (GO): protein binding; lipid binding
Source: RefSeq, a predicted model, not a curated record
UAAUGAAGCGCCUAGAUAAUUAUCUUCAAUUAGGUUUAAACUUUAAAUUGAUAUACUAUAAGUGCCAUUUUACGGUACUUUUAUGUCAUAAAAUCAUGCGAUAAGAUCCCAUCUAUCAGAUAACGUUGUCAAAUUUUUAAAAAUUGGACGCCGAGCGUUAUCGAUGGUGUACAUUAGUGUGAUGCUUUUUUAAUUAAUAAUUGUGAUAAUUUUAAGUAAACUGACUUUAAUCAAGGAAAUAUAAUAAUAUGAUGAUUUAAUUUAUAAAAAGAAUAUGACGUGGAAUCCUUUAAAGAAAAAUCAUUUGACUCAAAGACCUACACCAGCACCUCCUUUGUUAUCUCAUACAGAAGAUAGAGAGCUUGAUGUUGCCGUUCAAAAGCUCAUUUAUGUUGAAGACACAAUUAGAAAGCUAACAAAAGAAAUGAAAAGGUACAUAGAGUCUAUAUUAAACUUGGAUCGAGCAGAUCAGAGAUUAACACUAAAUUUGACAACUUGUGGCUUAGCGCAUCUUAGCGACGAAUUUAGAAAAGUAGUAGAAGAUUAUCAUUCAGUCACAACACAGGUUGGAAAAACUGUGCAAGAAAUGGCAGUACUUUGUCAGAAAACUUUUAUAGAACCUUUAAAAAAGUUACGAGACGAGUUUGUUUUAAUAGCUGUAGCAAUAGCCAAACGAGAGGAGUUGGUAACUGCUUGGAAAUACUCUUAUAAUCGCGUGAAAAAGUUGCAAGAGAAAAAAGAUAGAACCGCUAGUCAUAUUGCGAAAUUAGAAAGAGAACGUCGAGCUGAAGAAGCUGCUGCUAAGGAUUUAAAGACUGUACAUGCUCAAUUACUUGUAGAACUACCCCUGUUUUUAGAUAAGAGAUUGGAAUACAUUAAGCCUAGUGUACAUGCUUUAAUCAUGAUACAGUUAGAUUACUAUGGAAAUACAACACAAUUAUUUACACAUUUAAUGCCAGUUCCAAAUGCUUCAGGAUCCCCGUCUAGCGCUAUGAUGCCUGAACACGAAUAUCAACAAGCAGUGUCUAAUCAAAUGAAUAGAAUAAGAGCUCUUACCAUUGUUAAAGAUCACUGAAGAUCGUAAGGAUCGUUACAGCAAUAAUACAGUAUGACGAUAUUGUGUAGGGGUUCAGGUACUAUGGAGGUAUGGGUACGAAUGUAUUUAUCACAUGGCAGUAUUUACACUGUUAUUGUAAAAGUAUAAGUAGAUUUAAGAUGGAAUCAUUCCUUGAUUUCGUUUGUACUGAGCACCAGAACGACGAUUAUGAUUAGCUUGCGUCGAUUUAUGGGCAUUCUUUUGUUGUCUGUUGUGCAUGACGUUCUUCUCUUGCCCUCGCCCUUUUGGUUUACCUAUGUAUAAUGCAAUAAUAACAACUGUUACAAUAUUUGUAACGCCACCUUACUGCGUUACACAAAUGCUGUACGCAAAUUAAAAAGCAUACCAGUUACAUUUGGUGUAGAUUUUCCGCCUCGCAUUGCUUGCCUUCGUUGUUCAGCUCUAGCACGUAGUUCUUCCGGAUUCUGUACAAAGUGAUCUUUUCCAUUUUCUACCGCCGUCUCUUCGUCCUCUGAUUCCGAUUCAUCUACAGUUUCUACCUUCUUCUUUCCAAGAAGCACCUAAAAUUAUUGCUCGUUUUAAAAAUGAUUGUAACUAAUACUUGUUAGUAAUAAAUGUGUUAUAUAUUUAUAAAUACUAACUCGUGGUGUAGUGAACGGUCUUGAAUCUAUUUCAACGGAAUUGUCUUGUGCAUUGCCGCGUAUAUCACGAUUGUCGUACGUAUCGUCGUACUCAUCUUCGUAAUCAUCUAAGACAAGGCUGUAGCUGUAAUAUAUUUUUUGUUAGACUCAAUAAAAAUAUUUUUAUAUGUUGUGCGUAUUAA